GUCACAAUUGUAAAUUCUGUACAGUAUAAAUCUGGGUGAAUCUCAGAUUCUUCAUCACUCGAUCUCUGAUUGCUGAGCUAUCUAGACAAACCGAACAGACACUCGUUCACUUUUUAUUCAACGACCCUUUCACUGACAUCCUUUGGAUUCAAACUAGACCUGUCUCUUAAAAAUGGACGCCAUCUUUGAUCACGCCCACGAUAUGAGACCGUCCUCUUUCUCUGAGGAGGAGCAACAUCACUUCCACGCAGAGAAAAUCCUGCUGAAGCAGUUCAUGCUCAUGAAGCAACAGGAUGAAGUCCCUGACUCUGUGUCUGUGGGACACAUGAAGUCCUGGCUGCUGAAACAAAGAAGCUUCCUGAAUGAGAUUCAGGGAAGUGUUAAAACGACAGGGACAGACGAUUUGUCCGCGGCCGAAUUGGCCUACAAUCUAAUGGAAGAGGAGCUCCUGGAGCAGCUGGAGAAAGAGAAGCAGCUCUCAUUGCUUUUCAACAGGAAGGUCUCACUGAAAGGCCUUCAGAAGUUCAUCACCUCCAUCCGCCCAGGAGCAGAGAAAGUCGUCCAGUUCUUUCUCCCAUCUCUACACAGAAAGCUGCUGCAGAUGUUCCUUUCCAUCAACAUCCCCAGAGAUGGGAUCUCAGCAGGGGACCCCAUACCAGUGGAUCUCCUGGAGCUGGAACAGUUCACUGCUCCUGUAGUGCCACAGGUGGUGGACUCAGCUCUGAAGCUUCUCCUGGAGGAAUCAGAGCAGGUCAACAGAGAAGAAGCAGCCAAUGCUGAGAUUAGCCAGCUGCUGAUGCAGUGUGUAGUUCCCUACCUUUCCUGCCAUGUGACAGUAAAUUACACACUUGUGCUUGGGGUCUGCAAAAUCAUGGCCAAGUUCAUGGUCAAAGCCAUCAAAAAAACCAUUGACGAGCACUCCAAGUUCUUUGAGCAGAUGGAUGAAAAUGAGAGCUGCUCCUCUGCCAGAGACAAGGUCAUCACUGCUAUCCGGGACAUGACAGAGAAGGCAAAGACUGACACAUCCAGCCGGGCUCACAUCCAAAUCAGCAACUCCCAUCAGGCUGAAGACAGUUCUUCAGAGAAGAGGGGGACUUCUCUGGAGGCUGUUCACACUGAGGAAAAUGAUGAGGGACUCGUGGAGAAGAGGGAGGCUUCUUCAGAAGAUGUUUGUUCUAAGCAGGAGGGACUCAUACAUCAGAACGAGCCUUUACCACCAGUCUCCAAGACAGAAGAGACGGCCACCAUGACAAAGAAGCUGACAGAGGACACACCGUUACUCAGCCAAGACACACAUGUGACUCAGUCUUGUGAUGACCAGAGUGAAGAACAGAUACAAGAGGACUCUGGUGAAGAAGUCCAGGCCUCUUCUGGUGAAGACACAGAUCACAAAGUGCAGCCUGCAACAUCACAAGUUCCUAUUGAACAGAUCAGCACAGUGGCAGCAGAAAAUCGACCAGUGGAGGAGAGGGGGCCUUCUCCACAAGUCACUGCCACUGAGGAGCUGGAAAAAACGACUGUAGAGGAAAAAGAGAUGUCUUCAGAGGUCAGUGCCACCAACCCAGAAAAUAUCACUGAGGACAAAGCAGUCUGGGUCAGAGUGGAGACAAAUGUCAGCGUCUUCCUCGACACUGAGAUCGAAAUAAUCCAGGAGGGGAUAGUGGAGUCAUCUGAGAUACAGGAUGCUCUCUCUGUGAACGGCAAGAAAAAGAGGAAGAAGAAGAAGAAGAAGAAGAAGGGAGUGAAAGCCUUCUUUCGAGGUGCCUGGAAGAGUGUGACGUCCUGUCUUCGUUCUUCUACUGAAGAAUAAAACACAGCAUAUAAAAACUGUUUCAUGCAUUAAAAAUAAAAUAAAAAGCUCAUUUAAAAAUA
Notolabrus celidotus (New Zealand spotty) is the source of this 1872-nucleotide messenger RNA. RefSeq lists its product as uncharacterized. The coding region runs from base 173 to 1810 and encodes 545 amino acids. Lineage: Eukaryota; Metazoa; Chordata; Actinopteri; Labriformes; Labridae. The record is from RefSeq and is a predicted model, not a curated record. The transcript is spliced from 4 exons.